Messenger RNA from Morone saxatilis (striped sea-bass), 2328 nucleotides. RefSeq names its product mitochondrial E3 ubiquitin protein ligase 1a (gene mul2). The record is from RefSeq and is a predicted model, not a curated record. Gene Ontology annotation, biological process: protein ubiquitination; organelle organization. NCBI's taxonomy places the organism in Eukaryota, Metazoa, Chordata, Actinopteri, Moronidae. The transcript is spliced from 6 exons. Gene Ontology annotation, molecular function: ubiquitin-protein transferase activity. Bases 671 to 1744 code for a protein of 357 amino acids.
AAACCCGUUUUUUUUAUUAUCCUUACUCGCCUGUUGGGACGCAUGUGCUCCUUUGCAUGAGUUGUUGUUUCUCAUAUAGGUAGCUAAUGCCAAGUUGUUAAAAACAAACAACGUUUAGAGGUCACAACUUGCUCCCCGGCUGUACUAGCACCGUUAGCUGGCUAGCUGCUAACUCUAGCGAACCAAUAUUUAAUACAGAAAAUAAUGUCACUAAAAUACGUGAAGACAGUAUUAUUGAUUUUAGGCUGUGGUUGCUGUUUUGCUAGGAAUUCAAAGUAAUGACAAGCUCGUUAAAGUUAUUGCUAACGUUAUGUUGUUGGUGUUAGGUGUCUCAGAGAUCUCGUCUUUGUUUACGUUCACAUUUUAGGUUUGUUUUUUUGCAGUUUUAUCUGUAUGCAGGUAUCUUAACCCCCCACUUCUAAACGGCCAAGUCACCGAGUCUAAUGCUAAAAUAAUCGACAUUCUUGGAAACACCCAGACGGUUGUAAAACAACCUGUUCUCCUGGUAUUUCCAGAAUGCUUAAAGCCUUUGGACAUAUUUGUGGCGGUCCUAUGUCGACCCACAGUCAUGUUUUGAAUGUCAACACUAAGAAGUUACACGUUAAACAGCUGACAGUUCAUAAAUGAAAGCAGUAAACUCAGGUCUGCAGUGACAGGACAACCAGAGGGAAUGGAUGGAUUUCCUGUGAAAGUUACAGAGGCGGUGUGUCUUGGGGCCAGCCUUACCCUAUCAGGCCUCUUCUACUAUCUCUAUAAAAAGACCCGGACGACAGUACAUAAACUUGAUGAUGCUCCACACUUCACCAUAGACGGCAAACUCAAAGACAUUUUGAAAGUUACUCCAGGAGCAUGUCUACAGUAUGCUGUCAUCGAAGGUGCUGUGCAACCAGCGGGCGAGCCUCUGAUGAGUCACUUUCAAAAAGAAGUUGUCGGAGUGUUGCAGAAAUUCAUGUUGAAAGAACACAGGCUGGUGUGGAACAGCCUUUCACGCUCUUGGACGGACAGUGAACGAGUCAUGCACCAAAGAGUGAAUGCAGUGCCCUUUGUGUUAGUGGGAUCAGAUGAGACCACAGUGAAAGUCCUGUGCCCACUGCAGGCCUCCGGAGAACACAUGGAGAUCACCCACGAGAAGUUCCACCAGGUCAAUUAUGGCUUGGGUGACAUCGUAGGACAAUACCUGAGUGGGGAGAAGCUUAAAGGGCAACUGGAGACCGAGGAAAUGCUCAAAGUGGGCACAGCUCUUACAGGCGUCGGUGAGUUGAUACUGGACACAGACGGCACCCUGUGUCUUCGACCGCCUUCUAAUGGUUCACAGUACUUCUUGAGCAGUGCGGACUUUGACACCCUGCGAGGAGAGCAAGAGAGCACGGCUGUUUGUUGGAAGGUGCUGGCCAUUGCCUCUGCAGUGGUGGGGGCAGCGGUCCUCCUCUGGGUCGGUCGACGGUACUACUACCGACUAAAAGUUCGCUGGGAGCAGGAGCAGGAGAGGAGAGAAUUCGAGAGACUCCAAGAUGAAACCCCAAGAACGCGCACUUCAGUAAUGGGCUCUGAGGCCUCUGAGGACGGGGUCGAGGAGAACGUAGAGAAUGCCUGUGUUAUUUGCCUCUAUCGGCCACGUAACUGUAUUCUGUUGGACUGUGGACAUGUGUGCUGCUGCCACAGCUGCUACCAGGCCCUUCCACACCGCCGGUGCCCCAUAUGUAGACAGCAGAUCAGCAGAGUGGUCCCUCUCUACCAUGUCUGAAGCACCUGUGUGACCGUAUGACCUCAGUGGAACUUAAUCACCAUACAAACUGCACCAGCUUUAUACCUCACAGGUCUAAGCUGCUGCACAACGGUAACACUUUGAUAAUCAUGUUACUGUAAAGAAUAAAGACGUUUUUUGAAGGACAUACUGUAUGUAUUAAUAAAAUGUUAAUUUAAGUAAAGUGUGCACAUGCUCUGUUCACUACAGAGUUUCAGUGAGGUCAUUUUAGUUUAGUUGUACAUAGGAAUACCAGAAAAUUAAGAAAUUGGAAAAAAGGGUAAACUUAUGCAAUAGAAAUGUUUAUUUUCCUACAUGUUUGUUCUGUGCCUUAAUUUGGUAAUUUAUAUGGCUGCUGCUAAGAGUGAUUGUAGUGUUUGAAUCUGAAUAAUUUAAGUCUGGUCAUAAGGAGCUAACUUUUUGUUUCAACCACUUUCAGUUACAUAUCACAUGAGUCACUGGAGGUUAGUGAAAUAAAGAUACAUUUAGUGCCAAGAUGAAGCUUCAGUGUGGAAUUAAUGCACUAGAGACCGGUGAGUGUGUAUAAUGUUUGUUAAAAAAGUAAAUAAAGCUUUUGAGCCAUU